CUUCUCACUGAAAAAAAUACCCUAAAAGGGCAGCUCCACUAUAUCUACGAGUUCUUCGUUCAAUUGGUGUCACGUAGCUCGUCCAGUGACGAUGAAUCGCUGCAGUUCCAUGCUGCGGCCACCCCGAAAUGUUGCCAGGUUUCGGCGAAAACUCAGCGACUUGCUCAGCGUUGCCAACAUUUCCCGUCCGCAAGGGACAUGAGCUUUGCCCGUGAUGAAAACGGUGCACGAAGGGCAUCAACGUCCGGCUCCUUGUGUAGGAUGGGGACAGUCCAGGCGGUGGCUGCAGCUCUAACACUGCUCAGCGGAUUCACCAUUCUCGAGUCUUCCCGUUGCCGCACACUCGCCCUCAUCGGAAUCGAAUCAUCAUCAUGUGGAAGCUCGCCCUCACCGGUUCGUUGGCGCUGCUGGCGUCCCUAACUCAGGCUCAGAUCCGCGAUGGCGACGAGAUCUGCGUCAUGAGCGACUCGAACUCAUGCGCUGUGGACGACCUCACCACCUCGGCACUCGACAGCAGUACCGUCAUUUACCCGGGCGGUGCUACUCGCUGCGCUUUCGACGAUUUCUAUAACUCGAGCGUGGACUACACCACCAAUUCGACCUACUUCUUCCAGGUGUUCCCAGCUCCAAGCCAGGACAAGACCAAACUCAUGUUGUAUUUCCAGGGAGGCGGCGCCUGUAUCGAUGACUCCACGUGUGCCUUUGGUCUGCAGUGCAUUUUCGAGACUUUCACCGCCAACGCCAGGCCCCUGAGUACGGGCGUACUCAAUCGUUCCAACGACGAGAACCUCUUUAACGACUACAACAUCGUACACCUCCCAUACUGCACCGGCGACCUGCACAUCGGUAGCCGCGUUGACCACAUUGAGGACAGCCCCCUGUACGCGCUGCUUAACAUGCCCGAGUGUUUGGGUCACAAUAUGACUCUGCACCAAGUUGGGUAUAACAACACCAAGGCGGUGCUUGACUGGGCUGUGGAGAACUAUCCGAACCCAGAAGAAAUCAUUAUCAGUGGCUACAGUGCUGGAGCUCUUGGUGCUCAGGCGCUAAGUGCGCUCGUGGCUGAUACCUGGCAGGUUGAGGAGAACAAUAUCCGCUAUUCGGUGCUCAGUGACAGCUACGUCGGCGUGUUACCCAGCGACUACACGGCAGGAAAGCUUAUUUCAUACUAUGGAUCGUGCGAUCUGGACCUCAAGGUGACGUCCGAGCUCUGGGACCGAUGCGAUGACAACGAUCUGACCGUGACCGAGAUGAUGUCCUACAUGAUUGAGAGCGUCCCGGCCGCUCAGUGGCUCUUCCUCAACAGUAUGUACGAUCAGACCCAGCGCUACUUUUACCAACUGGUGGAUGAAGGUAUCCUCGGCUAUCCAUUCACAGACCUCAUCAGUGGGGAGGACUUCUACUCGAAUAUGACGGCAAUCAUCGACGUGUACAAGAACAUCAGUGACGAAGUUUCGACGUUCUAUGUGAACAGAUCUCAGCAUGUGUACCUCACAGUGAAUGACUACUACCACAAUGCUACACGCAGUCCGGGUGGUGAGCUCCUGGGUGACUUCCUGAAGAACUGGUUAGUGACCAACUCGUCGCUUGACGCUGCGGCCUCGGCUGGUUCACUGUCGGCCGCUGGCAGUGUUGCUGGAUCGUCAUCUUCAGAGGAAUCGGCUGCCGUGAGCCUCAAUGGAGCUCUAUCGCUUACGGUGGUGGCUGUGGUCAUCUCGAUGCUCUUCCAGUAGUCUCAUUAUCGACAGUUUCGAGCUUGAUGAGCUCGCCUGAAGCUCCUUAUUACUAAUAGAUGCUAGUGCGAAUAUCAGCUACUACAUCGUCUUCGUUCCUACAAGUACUUGCCAUAUUCAAAGUAAGCAACGUCACGGGUAGGAGUUGAAGAAACAUCUAUUGCUCGCUGUCUGCUAUAUUGCACCGGAAUCACUACAGUUAUGGAGCAUAAUAAUAGUGUGUCGAAAGGUGCGCAAAGUUGAUC
Messenger RNA from Phytophthora nicotianae INRA-310, 1978 nucleotides. RefSeq lists its product as hypothetical. NCBI's taxonomy places the organism in Eukaryota, Oomycota, Peronosporomycetes, Peronosporales, Peronosporaceae. The transcript has 2 exons. The record is from RefSeq and is a predicted model, not a curated record. Gene Ontology annotation, molecular function: hydrolase activity. Bases 372 to 1733 code for a protein of 453 amino acids.